AUGACGGCACCCUCUUCACCCACUGGACCGCAAGUCCGCAACUACUGGCAGCUGGCUCUGGACUCCUUGAGCCCUGACCUCAAAGCAAACAUCAACUUGGCAAGCACCAGCAGGAGAGAUAUCCUGGAAGCAGUGCUCCAGGUAUCCGAGGAGAAGAGAACGCUAUGCAUGAAGAAACGAUGGCGUUUCAAGAAAUCAAAUGGUGAAGAGAUCAUCCUUCGUGAUAUCUUGGAAAAGAUAUCGAGGUGGAUUGAUAGGUUUAAAGCGGUUGGGGACACUGCUGUGCAAUUCAACCCCUCGCCCGCAUCGCUAGCGUGGGCCGCAGUGCGUUUCCUAUUGCAGGCAACAGUCAACGACGUUGAAAUCUUUGGAGCCAUGGUGGACAACCUGGAAUUCAUCUCACGUCUCAUCGCUCAGUACCGAGAGUUUGAGAAGCUUCACCUGCAACAGCCGUCGACCGUCAGCUCGCUUCUGGAAGACGGCUUGACUCGCCUGUACGCAGCGAUGUUGGCCUUCUUGGCCAAAGCUGUGCACUAUUACCAGGAUUCGACAGUGAUUCGUAUCAGCAAGAGUCCAUUCCGGAUAGUAGAGAAUCAGGACAUUGUGGAAGUCCUUGCUCAGGAGAAAGAGGUCUUGAAACUUGCUGGAUUUACCAAUACCGAGAGACUGCUGUCCCUCCAGACUGUGAUGGUGCGCCUAUCAGACCAAGCAAACAUGUCCGAGAAGGCUCUCAAGGAAAGCAGAUAUCGAGAGUUGCUGAAUUGGCUGUCUCCGACCCAAUUUUCGCAUCAUCAUGCGGACCAUUCGGAAAAUCGACUCGCCGGAACAGGGCAGUGGUUGCUGGAUCAUCCUGAAUACUGCCAAUGGAGGGCGUCCAGCUCAUCUUCAAUCUUUCUCCUCCACGGUAUCCCAGGUUGCGGGAAAAGUAUGCUCUCUUCGAUGGUCGUAGACUCGUUGUUGUCCGAGCGCGCUGCGAAUCCAACAACGGCUCCAUUUGCUUACUUCUAUUGCGCCGACUACGACGCUGAGCCGGAACGUGGUCAACCAGACAAGAUUCUGUGCAGUAUCGUUCGACAGCUGACGGUAUCCGCUCAGCCGCAGCGAAAAGUCCGCGAUUCAGUUUUGUCUGAGUAUGAACGCAGGCGGGCCGAGGCCGAGCUUGAUGGAUUCGAGGCGAAGACGCUGCAGGUGAACGACUGCGUGAAAUUGAUUUUGGAUGUCAUCAACAGCGAUCCAGUGACAAUCGUUCUGGACGCGGUGGAUGAAGUGAAGGAACAAGAUCGCUAUGAGUUACUGCAUGCCCUCAGUCGGGUCGUUUCCAGCUCGAAUAACGUUACCAAGGUCUUAGUGACGAGCCGAGACAACAGCCAUAUCCAUGCAAUUUUACCAGAUGCAAGAAGGCUUCGUAUCAACAAAGAAAUAAAUCGUGCCGAUAUGGACUGCUUCGUGAGGGCUCAGAUCAACGGUGUCACAGAGGCAAAAAGGCUCCUCAAUGGGCGCGUCCCAUCAAACCUACGUGAUGAGCUGGUGGACAAAUUGGUCAAAGGAUCAGGAGAGAUGUUCCUUUGGGCAAAGCUUCAAAUUGAGUAUCUCUGCCGCAUGAUGCAUGAAAGAGACGUCGCGAACGCUAUCAGAGAGCUACGUCUAGCCACUCUAGACGAGAUAUAUACCGAUAUCCUCGGGAAAGUCCUGGAAUCCAAGCAGAUCGCGCGCGACCUUGCUAUCCAAGUCUUCUCAUGGCUCUUGUUCACAAAAGAGCCCCUGAAGCCAGAAGCAAUCAUCUCGGCAAUCUCGUUGGCGGCUUUCAACAACGGAGUGGAGGUGAAGUUGUCGGAUAUCCUCGAUAUCUGCUUUAACUUGGUAAUCGUGGAUGCAAAGGACACGAUGCUCCGUUUUGCCCACCAAUCUGCUCAAGAGUUUCUCCGAUCGCAAGCCAUCUUCGCGGAGCCUUGUGCCCAGCAGCUUUUGGCGUCCAGCUGUCUCCGGGUGUGUAUGCAGGGUCCUCCUCACCAUAAUGGUUCAACUCCACUUUUGGAAGGAACAUUCUACCGUUACGGUGCCAUGUAUUGGGCGGACCAUUACAGAAGCGCAGGCGCCACAGAGAACGACACGUUGUUCCGUCAAAUGAUGGACUUCAUUUAUGACGAUGAUGACGUGAGCCUGUCGUUCAUGAGCUGGCUCGACUACGUCCAGCAUAUUUCGACUGGCCUUGCUAGAGAUCACCCGAAAAAAGCCGUUCUGGAUACGGUCAAUAGCUGUGACUCAUCGCCACUCUUCACAGCUUGUAUCUCUGGCCUCGAAGGCUUGCUUGACCUCAUCGUUGCAAGGAGCGCGCCAGGCCCAGAUUGGAAUCAGAAGAACCUUCUUGGCCAAACGGGGAUCUACCUUGCCGCCGCACGUGGACACGACGCCAUCGUCUCCUAUCUGAUACGGCAAGGGGCAGAUGUUGAUGUCCACUGCGGGAAAUAUGGCAGUGCUUUGAAUGCUGCUUGUUUUGGCGGGCAUGGUGCUACCGUGCAGUGUCUUUUGGAUCAGGGCGCUUCCACCCAAUCAAGCGGUAUAUUCUCGAGCGCUCUUGAUGCGGCUUUCCGUGUCAAGAUGAUUACGACUCCGCCCUUCUAG
Molecule: messenger RNA, 2622 nt
Organism: Lasiodiplodia theobromae
Lineage: Eukaryota; Fungi; Ascomycota; Dothideomycetes; Botryosphaeriales; Botryosphaeriaceae
Exons: 3
Coding region: 1-2622 (873 amino acids)
Molecular function (GO): protein binding
Source: RefSeq, a predicted model, not a curated record